AUGUUUAUUGUCAAAGACUACAACGAAAGCUUAGAUAAUUUCGACAAGAAAUAUCUGGUGCCUGAGCAGACUAGUUUCUACAUGCAUGUGCCAUCGCGCAUAGAUCCGUCUGCAGCUCCCGAGGGCUGCGAUGCUGUGUCAGUCUGUCUCCCUAUCAGUAACUUGCAAGCCGCGUCAAGAAAAUCUUACAGAGGCUUCAAGCAAACGGAUGAGUCUACAAAAUAUUGGGACGAUAUUGUAGUGACGACGCGCGACACAAUUCUCGAAACUGUCAAGGCACGAUUGGAUAUCGACUUGAUUCCUCAUAUAAUCGAGGAAAGCUUCAACACACCACUGACCUAG
Molecule: messenger RNA, 342 nt
Organism: Pyrenophora tritici-repentis Pt-1C-BFP
Lineage: Eukaryota; Fungi; Ascomycota; Dothideomycetes; Pleosporales; Pleosporaceae
Source: RefSeq, a predicted model, not a curated record